Darwinula stevensoni is the source of this 1944-nucleotide messenger RNA. NCBI's taxonomy places the organism in Eukaryota, Metazoa, Arthropoda, Ostracoda, Podocopida, Darwinulidae. The record is from the annotation of a GenBank genome assembly.
AUGGCAGGAGGAUCGGAGUUUCAGGUCAGUAGUGUAAUGGGUUCCUCCAGCAAGGGAUCACUUCUCGGAGAUGUAAGUUUUGUCGGCGAUUCCUUCUCGGAUAUCAGCGAAUUCGACAAGCAGUCCCUCGAAGCUCAGGAUUUCAGACCUCUCAGGAAGCCAUCGGGGAUGGCGCCGACUACCACCAUUGAAACUGUCACCAUUGUCCGUCCUCUGAAGGUGAUAGCGUUCAUCUGCGGGGCGAUCGUGGUGCUGCUGAUGGUGCUGGCCCUGGCAUCCACGGACUGGCUCUUGUCCAAUGGAUGGAGACAGGGACUCUUCGAGCACUGCGUCGAAGAUGGUGCCCCCGAGCCACUCCCCUUCGGCAUCAACCAGAAAAAAGGCUGCUACCGGGCCCGCAAUGAACCCUACAUCAUGGCGUCUGCUGGCCUGUGCAUCGUGGCCCUCCUCCUGGAUGUCUUUGGAACCUUCCUCACUGGCAUGGGCCUUUGGACCAAGGAUCCCAUUAAGAAAUACAAGUAUUAUCGACUCGCCCUUUACGUCAUGGUUGCUGCCUUGUUGUCAGUGCUGAUAGCCCUGGUGGUGUACCCGGUAUGUUUCACUGGCGAGCUGGACAAAGGAAAUAGGAACUUGUGGGAAUUUGGCUGGGCAUAUGGAGUGGGAUGGGGAGCAGCCAUCUUCCUCUUUGGCAGUAUUGUGCUUCUCAUCUGUGACAAAGAAUCAGAAGAGAUCUACUUCAAAGAGAGGACGAUCACACACGAGUCAGGGGAUCCUUCCAACUCCAAGACUUAAUUCAACCCCCAGUGACAUAUUACUUUUGUCUUUUACUCUCCUAUUCUCAUUCAUUGCGUCCAAGUUGGCUUCAGCAGGCGUUUUCUUGAGAUAUUGGUUGUGGGACUUGAAUAUGUAUCUCCCUCACUAGAUCCAUCAUUUUCAUGACAUUAAUAUUGCAUGCUUGUAUGCUGAGUUGAGCCAUGUCACAAAAAAACUCCUUAGUCCUCUCUCUGCUGUUCAGUUAAAAAUAUUGCAGCACUGGUCUCCUUGAAAUGCUUUGACUGAUGGGGGAAGAAGUUCUCUGAGUAGUUGAAAAUAUGUUCCCCAAGUAGGCUGUUACCAUCUUGGUUUUGAGUGCACGAACAUCCGACUACCAGUGCCUUUUUACAAGGCAGAGUACAAACUAUAGAGACAUGCUGUGGAACUUUGUCCACAUCCUAUUCCUUGUCCUUUUUUUUUCACAUUUGUCCAUGCUAUUUGCAUUUUGCUCUCCGUCUGAUGUUGCGCCUUCAUCGACACAUAUCUUUUUUUAAAUCUUGAACGUCCUAACCUGCGAUGACUGGUGGGAUCAUGCAACUUUUUAGAAAUUAUAAAAAAUGUUAAUUCUUGGGAGAAUGCCCUGGUGCUCAUCAAGGUUUCCUCCCUUGUAUGGACUUUCCAUGUCCGUAACCAAAUAUUGGCCCCUUUUGAGACCUCAGCCAUGAUUCUCUGUCCCUGUGUGACUCAUGAUUGCUUGAUGCAGUGAAUGCAGAUUACUAUUUAUAUGUUUUAAGAGUGAUGUCAAGAAAAAGCACAAAGAGAGUAUGAAGUGAUCCAGGUGAUGUUUUCAGUCUAUGUGAGUCUGCAUAUGGUUGCAGCUUUUCUGUGGUUGUGCUUGUCUUUUUUACAUGCACUUUUAUUCCCCUUUGUGAAUCAGAUCGCUGAAACUAGUUUCAGAAGUUUUAUCAGAAUGAUGCUGUAUCAUGUUGGUUGAUGAGUGGUAGUUUGUGUGCCAUAUUGCUUUAAUCUGUGUUGGCAAUUCUGUUGCCCCUUGUAUGUUUCCAAUCAAAAAGUAUUAUAUUUAUGAGACUGAAAAUAAUUAGUAUUGAACUAGUUUCUUGUGCCCAUUAGUGUCUCAAAUAAUGUAAUUUGUUACUUGUGAGGAUUUUUCUCAAACUACCUGGUUGAAUU